AUGCCUCCCAAACUUCAACCUCAUGACCCACUCGAGAAGGUUCGCCUGAGACUAAUUUUACCCAGGCCGAUCCAAACUGUCAACGGUGCCAAGAGUCCAGACGAGGAGGACACCAUCAACGACGAUAACCUUACUCCACCUCCCGACACCAUGAGUCCCGUCUCCAGCAUUCCCAGCGGCCCUCACGUCAACGAGGGCGAAGAUGAGAUUGUUGUCGGCGUCACCGCGCAGGCGAAGUCUUCUCCUCUUCGCGUCACGUCUGAUCGCGAGGAUCAUGAGAUGACCGACGUCAACCAGAGUCUGCCGAUCGUCUCACACUAUCCCAAGCGUAAGCGCGCUUCAGUCUACAAUGACCUGUCCGAGGAUCGGAUUGAGACCAGCUUCGGUGGCGAUUCGCCUGUCCCUACUCCGAAGACUGUUGGCCGACCCAAGACGAACCAUGGUAUUGGUGCCGUAAAGGGUGUUGUCCUCGGCUACUGGCGCGAAUCCGAGGCGCCCGACGAGAAGGACAAGCACCAAGUGAUUGGCUUCAUUGACAUCCGCGACCGUCUUCGAACUCGUGUGCAACCCAACAAUCGCGACGAUGAGGACAUCUCCAAGAGAUACCCGCUUCCUCCUGGCCCUGGUGGCAGCUGGGUCACCUUCGACAAAGUUGUCUUUGACCAACACCUCGUUAACCUUGAUCACAACCAAGUGAAGGAGUAUGUCAAGAUAGUGUCAGAGAACCCCAUCCCGAGAGAGCCUCGUGAGGAGGCCCUUGUGCUCCAGAAAGCCGCUGUCGUUGAGGCUAUUGACCGUGUCAAGAAGAACCCUCCGCCAGAGACAGCUACCGGCCCUCAGAUUGCGUACGGACGCGAUAUUCCUCCGCACGCCCUUGAGGCUCAACAUACCGUCAAGAAGAGACGGACUGCCGGCCAUGCUGCUGCCGCUAUUACAGAUACUUCUGAUCGCACCAAUGCUGUCCCGAUUCCUGUCUUCGACUCCCUUCCCGGUACUCGACCCACCAAGAUUCUUCUAGGCUACUGGGCCAAAUCCGAUCAAGAGCUGCCAGACAAGCAUGCUGUGUUUGGUAUUCUGGGCGCGAACGACAUGUUCCGUGUCAAGGUCACCAAGGAGACUCGGGAUGGUCGAUCCGUAGAAGGCAAUUUCCCGACCGGCGCUGGAGCAUUGUGGAUUCAGUACGAGGACGUGGUGUUUGAACCCCACCUGAAGGACCUCGGAAGACCAGAACACAAGGAGUACGUGCGUGUUCGUCAACGACAAAUCGAUGACGGUGAGCGACCCGAGGAGAAGACGGAGAAUGAGACGAAGGCGGUCUACGAGGCUCAAAUUCGCGCGGCUGCUCUUGCCUCUCACAAGUCGGAUCCCAAGGAGCGUCUUUCGUUUCCCGCCAACGGUAUCAAUAUUAAUGGUGCGACUGACCCCGUCUACGAAUCUCCUCCUUCUACUGCGGUCCUUCCUAAGCGCGAGGGUCCCGGUCCUGAGCUUCGCCACAGCCGCCGUGCUGAUACCAUCGCUGCCAACCGAGGCGGACGUCAUUCCCUCCCGAACGGUGCGGAGCUCCGUGCUGCCAACCGCACCUCGAGUGUCGAUCCUCUUGAGCGCACCAACAGCAUCGCCCAACGCGAGAUUGCCCGCGCUGAAGCUGCGCAGGAGCGUGCUGACCAGCGUGCCGCCAACCGCUCAUCGUCUGUUUCACUAAACUCGAACAAGACACAAUUUCAACAGAAUGUUUCGCGUCUGAAUAAGGUUUGGGCCGCACAGGAGGCUAACCGUCUCGCCGCUGGCACCGAGGAUGCUAAGAUCUACAUGGGUAUCAAGUAUGAACGGAAGGCGACUGGCCCGUUCCAAGGCAAGCUGGUCAGCCAGGGCACCAUCAUCAGCAUCGACGGCGAGGACUAUGUCGAGUAUCGUGUCCUCACGAAGCCGAGCUUCUUCUAA
Phaeoacremonium minimum UCRPA7 is the source of this 1941-nucleotide messenger RNA. RefSeq lists its product as hypothetical. The coding region runs from base 1 to 1941 and encodes 646 amino acids. NCBI's taxonomy places the organism in Eukaryota, Fungi, Ascomycota, Sordariomycetes, Togniniales, Togniniaceae. The transcript has a single exon. The record is from RefSeq and is a predicted model, not a curated record.